AUGGUCAUAGAAUUUCCAUCCAUAAAAGAAAGCCUUGUGAAGGCUUUCCAUCUUGAAAAGCUGGAGGAAUUAAUGAAAAAUGCUGAAAAGAUUUUCUUCGCCAUACUUCAUAAAUCACAUUGGUUUCCGAUGAUCGUUCAUGUCACGGAAAAAGAAAUCUACAUUGUUGAUCCUCUGCAAAAUGACACAACAUUCUAUGAUGGAAUAAUACAUCUUCUGACUCAUGCUAGGAUUGCUAGGAAGUUUAUGGCCUUGGAGAUUGCAAUGAGUAAACUGGCCGACCCCUUCAAUUAUGCUUCCUUUUUGAAUGAGAAUAAAUUGGGAAAGGAGACUGAGGUCCAAGGAGUGCAAACUGAAAGGCCACUUGUUAGGAUAACCCGAGCUGCUUCUCGAAAGGCAUCAAAUAGCAAACUCCUAAUUCUGGACCUGAAUGGGGUCUUAAGACCAGAUUCUCUGGCAUGGGGAUGGUACAACAAGCUCAAAGCAGUGCGAGAUGCAUUGAAGCAAUGGAACCGUGUUGUGUUUGGUAAUGUUUCUUCUAAGGUGGCGGAGGCGGAACAGGAGCUAAAACAGACGGAGGCGGAGUACGAUUUGGUUAGAAGUGAGGAGUCAAAGAUUCAUCUUCAUGAGGCCAGAGCGAGAUACAAUCGGGCACUUUCUAUAGAGUGUGAGUUUUGGCAUCAGAAGGCAGGUAUUAAAUGGUUACAGGCGGGGGAUGCUAAUACUGCAUUUUUUCACUCUUGGGUCCGUCAGCGUCGAAACUCGAAUUUCAUUUCCCGUAUUAGGAAAGAGGAGGGGGGAUGGCACGAAGACCUGCAGGAGAUUAAGAACUCAGCGAUAUCCUAUUUUUCGGACUUGUUUGCAUCCAACCGCCAGGUGCAGCCCCUCACUGAGCUGCCUUUUGAGGUUCCUAGAGUCACCCAGGAGGAUAACGAGAUCAUGAAACAGCUUCCUACGAUGGAGGAAAUCCAUGAGGUAGUGUUUGGAAUGGACACCCAGAGCGCUCCGGGUCCGGAUGGGUUUGGAGCAGGAUUUUUUCAAAGCUGCUGGGACAUGGUUAAGGAUGACUUGCUUAUGGCUAUCCAGGACUUCUUUCAGGGUAUGGAGCAACCCAGGAGCUGGUCACAUUCUAUGGUGGUGCUCAUCCCAAAGGUGGACGGUGCAUCCCACUGGCGGGAGUUUCGGCCUCUUAGUCUUUGUAAUGUAAGUUCUAAGGUUGUGUCUAAGAUAUUGGCGGUCAGGAUCAGUAAGCUCCUCCCGAAGCUCAUUUCACCAUGGCAAACAGGGUUUGUUCCAGGGCGUGGGAUAGUGGACAAUGUUCUAUUGGCCCAGGAGCUGAUUUUAGACUUGGAUAGGAGGUUGAUUGACCCGAAUUUGAUUUUGAAGCUCGACAUGGAGAAGGCAUAUGAUCGGGCUGACUGGUCGUUUUUACUUUUUUUGCUCAGGCAGUAUGGGUUUGAAGAGGUAGUAGUGGAUUUGCUCUUUCGAACGUUUUCUAACACUUGGUUCUCGAUCCUAGUUAAUGGGGAACCAACGGGCUUUGUGAAGUCAUAUCAGGGGGUGCGACAGGGUGACCCUCUUUCUCCUGUGCUCUUCUUAUUCGUGGCGGAUUUUCUUGGGAGAGGGCUGCAAAGGCUUUUUGAUUCCAAGGACAGUAGAUACUUUGUAUCUGCUGGGUCGAAAGUGCCGUAUUUAGCCUUUGCGGAUGAUAUGAUCAUCUUUACUCGGUGCUCGCAGGACGCGUUGGUGUCCCUUAAGGAUUUUUUGCAGCUCUACCAAAGUUGUUCUGGCCAGAAGGUGAAUAUUGCUAAGAGUGCCUUUUACGCAUCGGCCAGGGUGACGGACACCCAGCGGACCCUUGUUAGCACGACCCUAGGGUACCAGUGCCAGGGGUUUCCGUUCAGGUAUCUAGGGGUGCCGCUGAUUCGCGGCAGGGUUACAUGUGCAGCGUUUGAUGCGUUACUGGGCAAGGUGCUCCAACCCCCGAAGGCGGUGCUGCUGCGUUUAGGCCGAGUGUGCAAUGCUUUUUUGUGGGAUACCUCUAUUGAUAGCAAACGGACCCACUGGGCGGCGUGGGAUAAGUGGAAGUUGCGGGAACGGGCGUCCAUUUGGGCAGAGUUCAUGCACGUCAAGUAUGUCAGAGGGGGGCAUCCUCUUCUAGUUUCAGUUGACCGCCCGUCCCCAUUUUGGCGCCGGUUGGUAGAGGUGAGGGGGUUUGCGGAGGGGAAUAUCCGGUGGUGUCUGGGGGAGGGCUUAGUUGACUUCUGGCAGGACAGGUGGUGCACUGAUGUUCCGCUCGCUAGCUUGGUGCCAGGCCCUAAGUCUCACAGGUUGGUAGGGGAAUUUUUUCUUUCUGAUGGUUGGGAUGAGCAGUGGCUCAGACGGCUUCUUCUGGGGCACUUAGUGUCGAAGGUCAUGGAGCUGCGAAUAUUCCCCAAUAUGCAAGACCAGAUGAUUUGGGCAGCGUCACCUUCGGGGAGCUUUACUGUAUCUUCAGCUUGGGACGUUCUUCGCUCAACGCACAAUCGAUCGGUUGUUGAUUCAUUGGUCUGGAGCUCGGUGGUCCCCCUGAAGGUAUCCUUCUUGGCGUGGAGGUUGUUGCGUGGUUGGCUCCCCUUGGAUGAUCUCCUUCAAGGGAGAGGAUUGAGGUCAAAGUGUUACUGUUGUGGCCUCGCUCCAGAAACGGGACACCAUCUUUUUGUCUCGGGACCUUUAGCGAGCAGGGUCUGGCGGCACUUCUCCUGCCGCUUUGGGCUGGUAGUCCAGGGGAGUGGGGUGGCAUCGAGACUAUCAUGUUGGCUCUUGUCUCACCGGUUUGUCUCACAGAAUCAUAUUCGUGUCAUUCUCCCUCUUUUAAUCUUGUGGUUUAUUUGGAAGGGCCGUAACAAGGCCCGCUUUGAGGGGGUGAGUAUGUCGUCAGAUCAGUUCGGUAAGGUCAAGGGAAAAUUGGUACAGCUUCGUGCCUUUCCUUGGGCAAAACCUACAGGGCAGGCGGUGAAACUCAACACUGAUGCUAGUGUGGUACGCGGGCGUUCAAGUGGUGGAGGGGUGGUGCGCUCGGCUGAGGGUAAUUUAGUGUUUGCAUUUUAUAAGGAGUUUGGAGAGAAAGACGCUCUCUCCUCAGAGGCGUUGGCUUUGCUGGAGGGUCUUCGUUAUUGCCAGGAUAGCAAUCUCACGGGGGUCAUAGCGGAAGUGGAUUCUAGUACUUUAGUGCAUCUCGUGUCCUCUAAGAUGACGUCUUCCUGGCCGUUAUGUAACACGAUUAGGCAUAUUCGGAGCUUGGUGGCAAAAUUGGGGGUGUCGUUGGUUCACACGUUCAGAGAAGCAAAUGCGGUUGCCGACGCGUUGGCCUCGUCGGAUCUACGAGCGGAUGCCCGCUUCUUGAGUGAAAUAGCUCUCCCUUCUAAAGUUCGGACUCUUUUGCAGUUAGAUAGGCUGUCAACUCCGUAUGUGAGAGUCUGUACGGUCUCAGGAUAG
Molecule: messenger RNA, 3477 nt
Organism: Coffea arabica (coffee)
Lineage: Eukaryota; Viridiplantae; Streptophyta; Magnoliopsida; Gentianales; Rubiaceae
Molecular function (GO): nucleic acid binding; RNA-DNA hybrid ribonuclease activity
Source: RefSeq, a predicted model, not a curated record